Podarcis raffonei (Aeolian wall lizard) is the source of this 1938-nucleotide messenger RNA. RefSeq names its product extracellular calcium-sensing receptor-like. Gene Ontology annotation, cellular component: membrane. NCBI's taxonomy places the organism in Eukaryota, Metazoa, Chordata, Lepidosauria, Squamata, Lacertidae. The record is from RefSeq and is a predicted model, not a curated record. Gene Ontology annotation, molecular function: G protein-coupled receptor activity. The transcript is spliced from 4 exons. The coding region runs from base 1 to 1938 and encodes 645 amino acids. Gene Ontology annotation, biological process: G protein-coupled receptor signaling pathway.
AUGACUUCCCCAGAGUCAGAGCCCAUAGCACAAGUGCUUUCCCUCUACAAAGUCCCUCAGAUCAGCCAUGGUUCUCAAGAUCCCAAGUUUUCUGACCACUUCCAUUUCCCAUCAUUCCUUCGCACCGUGCCUUCCAGCGGCCACCAGCCCUCUAUGCUCUGCCAGCUUCUGCAGCACUUCAACUGGACAUGGGUGGGUGUGGUGAGUUUUGGCAGUGAUGCUGCUCAGAUGGAGACCGUUUUGAAGAAGGAGUUGGGCCAGACAGGAGGCUGCCUUGCCCUGUCCAAAACAAUCCAUGACCCCUAUUCCCGGCUGGAGAUGAGUGCAGCUGCUAGGGACAUUGGGAACUCACUAGCAAGUGUUUUCGUGUGCCACUGCUACAACAUCCACUUCCAGCUGCUUGCCGGGGCUCUACAAGCACAAAACGUUACCGGUAAGACGUGGAUCUUGACAACGAGCCUUGCUGUGAUCCCAGAGAUGUUCACCAAGGAGGCGUUACAGCUCCUGAAUGGGAGCCUGGAUCUGAGGAUUCAUUCGGAUAAAAUCUCAGGUUUUGAUCAUUUCCUGACCACGCUUAGCCCUGCUGCUUAUCCCAACAGCCAUAUGGUGAAAGUGCUCUGGCAAAAUCUAUUUGACUGUGUUUGGCCAGGUUUAGAAAAAACUGAUGGAAAAAACACCCCCCGACUCUGCACUGGGGUAGAGCAGGUGGGUGCCAGCCACUUGCUCCUCUUCGAUCUAGAGAAUUCGGCUGCCACAUAUCAGGCCUAUCUUGCAGCCAGGGCCUUCAUCACAGCCUACCACAACAUGAUCUCCUGCAUAUGGGACAAAGGGCCCUUCACCCAUGGAAGGUGUGCCACAACAAAGGAUUUCCAGCCAUGGCAAGUGCCUCGUUCAAUCUGUUCAGAAAGCUGCCUGCCUGGAUAUAGGAAGCUGCCUUUGCAGGGGAAGCCACACUGCUGCUACAGCUGUCUGCAGUGCCCCCAGGGUCAGUUUGCCAGUGGAACAGACAGUGCCACCUGUUGGGAGUGCCUUCCAGGACAAUGGCCCAAUGAGCAGCAAGACAGAUGCAUCCCAACCAUCUUUGACUUCUUGUCCUACACGGAAGCUUUGGGUGUGGUGCUGGCAACCUGCAGUUCCCUGUUCUUCUUGCUCUCGCUGUCAGUCUUGGGUAUCUUCAUACAGCAUCACCACACCCCAGUUGUCAAGGCCAACAACCGCAAGCUCAGCUACCUCCUCUUGACCUCCCUGGCUCUCUGCUUCCUCUGCCCUCUCAUGUACCUUGGGCACCCAUCCCAGCUCACUUGUUCCUUCCGCCAGGCUGCCUUUGGCCUGGUCUUUGCCAUUUGCCUCUCUGCAACCCUGGCCAAGACGGUGACUGUGGUGAUGGCCUUUGGAGCUUCUAAGCCUGGCAGCUGCCUCCAGAAGUGGGUGGGUUACAAGCUCCCUGGCACUAUCACUCUGGGCUGCUCCCUUGUCCAAGCUGCUGUAUGUGUCUGCUGGAUAACAGUUUGCCCCCCGUUCCCAUCACAGAACCCACUACAUGGGGGGCCUCUCGUGACCCUGGAGUGUGACAAAGGCUCGGUUGAGUUUUUCUACACCAUGCUGGGGUACCUGGGCUUUCUAGCCACCAUCAGCUUAGGGGUGGCCUUCCCAGCCCGCCGGCUGCCAACAGCUUUCAACGAGGCCCAGCACAUUGCCAUCAGCAUGCUGGUCUUCACUUUCGUCUGGGUCUCCUUUGUGCCCUCCUAUCUCAGUGCCACAGGGAAGUACACGGUGGCCGUGGAGAUCUUCGCCAUCCUGGCUUCUGGAGCUGGUUUGCUGGCUUGCCUCUUCUUCCCCAAAUGCUACAUCAUUAUCUUGCACCCUAAGAAGAAUAACAGGGACCACCUGAUGGGCAGACAACUUCCACGCAAAGGAGACUUUGCUUAUGCUCCAUGA